AUGGACACGAGCGCGUCGUCGUCUCAAGUUGCCGCAGCCGCCGUCGCAGUAGCGAUGGCGCUGCUGGUGCCGAUCCUGUCGGCCGCGGCCGGCGGCGACGGCUGGGAGGACGCGCACGCCACGUUCUACGGCGACGAGACCGGAGGCGAGACCAUGCAGGGCGCGUGCGGGUACGGUGACCUGUUCCAGCAAGGGUACGGGCUGGAGACGACGGCGCUGAGCGUGGCGCUCUUCAACGAGGGCUGGUCCUGCGGCGGGUGCUACGAGCUGCUGUGCCACGACAGCACGUACUGCGCGCCCGGCGGCGCGACGGUGAGGGUGACGGCGACGAACCUGUGCCCGGCAAACUACUCCAAGCCGAACGAGAACUGGUGCAACCCGCCGCUGCGGCACUUCGACCUGUCCAAGCCCAUGUUCCUCCGCCUCGUCACCGACUUCCGCGCCGGCAUCAUCCCCGUGACCUACCGCCGCGUGCCAUGCGCCAAGCGCGGCGGCAUCCGGUUCGAGAUGAAGGGGAACCAGUGGUGGGUCGGCGUGCUCGUCUUCAACGUCGCCGGCGCGGGGGACGUGAAGGCAAUGGCCGUGAAGGGGUCCCAGGACGGGCAGUGGGCGGACAUGUCGCGCAACUGGGGACAGAUCUGGAACGGAGACAAACGGCACGUCGGGCAGGGGCUCUCGUUCCGCGUCGUCGCCAGCGACGGCCGCGCCUUGGUGCUGGACGACGUCGUGCCGCCGGCGUGGGCGUUCGGCCAGAGCUUCGAGGCCAGCGGGCAGUUCUGA
Phragmites australis (common reed) is the source of this 780-nucleotide messenger RNA. Its product is annotated as expansin-A25-like. Lineage: Eukaryota; Viridiplantae; Streptophyta; Magnoliopsida; Poales; Poaceae. Gene Ontology annotation, cellular component: extracellular region. Bases 1 to 780 code for a protein of 259 amino acids. The record is from RefSeq and is a predicted model, not a curated record. Gene Ontology annotation, biological process: plant-type cell wall organization. The transcript is spliced from 2 exons.